UCUCCCGUGUCCCUUUUCAGUCACUAACCGAAUCUCCCGUGUCCCUUUCCAGUCACUAACCGAAUCUCCCGUGUCCCUUACUCGAGUUUUGAGACGUCUCAAAACACAGUCACCAACUGGUUUGCUUCCCCUGGUGCCCCUUUUUUCCCCUGUACUGCGUGUUCACUACAGGAAUGUGAUCAAGCAUGUUGCAAUGAAGGGCACGCAGGGGUCGCUCGGGUGGACGUCGUGCCUCACUGUGACGGUGAACAACUGCAUGAAGGACCCGGGGGACUACUGGGAGGCUAUGCGGGUGAAGUACUACAACACAGACGCUAUCAACAAGUUGUGGCCAUGGAUGCAGAGCGUGUGCAAGGAGACGUCGGCCAAUGGCGGCGUGCCAUGCAACCCGCCAGGUGGUCCCAGUGCUGACGUCACCGGGGCGUGCAGCGGCCUGGGAACCGACAAUGUCAUCGACGUCGUUGCGGUCAACACCACCGACUACGGCCUCGAUUUCAAAUUCUGCGAGAAUGUCACCGUUACAGAGAAACUAAAUCGCCAGAGCAACCUCACCCUGAGGUACCCUCGCACUGCGGGUUUCCGUAACUACCGGAGGAAUGAUCUGGGGUUGAAGAAUAAUUCGGUGAUUCUGAAGUACCGGCCGAAUUAUUUGAGCUGCCCGUUGGGGCAUGCUGGGCCGAGAAGGUUCUCGGAAAAGUCUUUCUUCAACAGCUAUAAUAUCCCGAUGCCAUGGGGGUUCCGGAGGGUGGUUAGGAUGGACACUAAGCAUAUUAUAGACCAGGACUUAAUUACCCCUGCGGUUAGGGCUCAGAUGAUGGCUUAUGGAGGUGGUGAGUAUUCCUGGUUGGGUAGAUCCUUCCUUGUAGGGAGCUAGAUACAUGUCCAGUUCUUGGAGUGUUUAAUAAAACAGUUGAGGUGGAUGGCUGCACUUAUAAUAAAAUUUUGUUGUGGCUUGCAUUUAUUGAAU
Molecule: messenger RNA, 967 nt
Organism: Closterium sp. NIES-67
Lineage: Eukaryota; Viridiplantae; Streptophyta; Zygnematophyceae; Desmidiales; Closteriaceae
Source: the annotation of a GenBank genome assembly